Molecule: messenger RNA, 1440 nt
Organism: Emiliania huxleyi CCMP1516
Lineage: Eukaryota; Haptophyta; Isochrysidales; Noelaerhabdaceae
Exons: 2
Coding region: 1-1440 (479 amino acids)
Source: RefSeq, a predicted model, not a curated record
AUGCCCGCAACAGACUGUAGGACCGCCGCAAGCGGCAUGGCGUGGAGCGGAGGCACCUUUAGCGCCCGCUGGCGUCCCGAUCUCGGCGUGGCUGCCGCCGACGCCGCCCUCUCCGCUGCCGACGCCGACCUGCCUAAGCACUGCUCGUUUGCGGUGGUGGGCGCCGGCUGGUCCGGCGCGUAUGCCGCCUGGCGACUCGCCGUCGACACCUCGUCUGUAAACGCCUCGUCUGUGUGUGUCUUCGAGGCAAACGGCCGCGUCGGAGGGCGCAUCUUCUCGGUCCACGGCCUCCCCUCCUUUGCAGACCUCGCUGUGGAUGUCGGCGGCUACCGCUUCCAGACGAGGCAGCGACUGCCCGCGGACCUCGUUUUUUUCGCUCUCAAGCUGCCGACGCAGUGCUAUGACUGGGAGUGCGCCGCAAAGUGCGAGGGCACGACUUGCUACGUCGUCAAGGACGCGUUCGGCAACAACGCCGGCUACGCCACCGCCAUCGAGACGAUGCUCGGCCAGGUCGAGGCGGCGGGCGGACCGGGGCGGCAGGUCCACCUCGCGGCGAGGCUGACCUCCAUCGAGGCGGCGCCGGCUGCAGGCAGGGCGGCGAGCCGGCUCAUCUUUGCGGGCGGGCGCAGCGUCACAGCGAGCAAGGUCCUGCUCAACCUGCCCUCCAACGCCAUCGAGUACCUCUCACGCGACUCGACGCUGCUGGGAAGCUCCUCGGCCGCCGUGCGGCGCUUGCUCGGCGCCGUGACGACCAUCCCGAUGGUCAAGGUCUACGCGUGGUACGACGACGCGUGGUGGAGCACCAAGCUGGGGCUGAUGGAGGGCGCCUUCACCGCCGCCACCGACGGCGCUCCGCUCGAGGGGCGCUACCACGACGGCCCGCAGCGCUGCGUAGUCGGGCGCGACACGGCGGGCGACCCCGUCUACUCGGGCAAGAAGAUAGCGUACGGCAACUGCAGCGGGGCGCUCGAGGUGUACUAUGGGAUCGCCCGGCCGUACUAUGCCAAGCUGAUGCCGAGCCCUCUUCAGCCGCUGACCGUCGCGACGCGCGGUACGAGCAGCCUCGCCGCCGCGCAGCUGAUCGGGGACGUGCACGCCGCACUGAUGGCUCGACACGCAAAGGCGCUCGCAUCCGCGGGCGUCGCCCCCGGCGCCGUCUCCCCGCCGCAGACGGUGGUGCUGGCCAACUGGAUCUCGGCAGGGCGCUACACGCCGGGCAUCGGCCGCUUGCUGGGCGGCGAUCUCGACCGCGCGCUGCUUCGCAAGCCGCUGCCAGAUUACGACCUCUUCCUCGCGAACCAGGACUUUGGGUACGAGACGGGGUGGGCGGCGGGCAGCCUGGCGAUGGCCGAGAAGGUGCUGCAGGCUGAGCUGGGGCUGCCUGCGCCGCGUUGGCUCGACGCGGAGUGGUACGAGAAGAGAGUCGUGGCCGAGCCCUGA